AUGUCGCUGCUUUGCUGUGAUUUACCGGAGGGGCAGUGGAUAGAUGUGUAUGGUGAUCCAGUGCGGCCGCGGCGUUCAGGUUUUGAAUGCCCGUUAGAUUUACUUCAGAUCUUUGCGUGGGUCUUCAUUGUGUUCCUAGCUAUGCUGCACUACACUCUGCACGUGCCGUUUUUGGGACCUGUGUUGUGCAUUGUCAUCGCCAGCGUUUCUGGCGUUUUUUUCAUGAUCAUCGUUACGCUGAAGAUCUCGCUUUCACUUAGUAAGAUCGAGGAUCCUGUCAUAUUUCGCACGGACUUGCCUCGGCUGGACCAGACUGAACUGACGCUGGAGGCUGCUCCAUCCGGCACGGUGCCCUGCGUAUUCUGCCGUCGUUUUGUAAAGGCUAGUAGCAAACACUGUGGGGUGUGUGACAAAUGCGUGCCUGGAUUUGAUCACCAUUGUCGCUGGUUGAAUGCUUGCGUCGGUGUGGCUAACUACAAGCAUUUUUGUGUCUUUAUGUGGAUGGCGUGGUGUGGUAUGGCUUACCUCUUUGCGGUCGGAUUGUACGUUCUGAUCGAUGCCAUUCAAGUGAGAGAGAAAUACGAGGACAUUUUACAUCGCCGUUAUCAUUCCAGCCACUAUACGAGCUACAUAGUGUUACUCUUCAUUCCACUCUUGUUGUGCGCGGCAAGCAUGUGCGUCCUUGGACAUCUCAUUAUCUUUCACGUGUACCUUUGUUGCACCCACAAGACGACGUACCAGCACAUGGUUGAAAAGCGUGAGAGGAAACGUGAACACCGACGUUUAGAAGGUCUUCAGGAACAAAUGCAGGGUAGGAAUGAUAAACAAGGCUUUUGUUCCUGGCUUUCCAUCCGUAAACGUCGCGAUUUUAGGAAGUACAAGCGAAGAAAAGCUGACAAUAACAAUGCCGCUCAAAACAACGAAAAUAACGGUGACACGAUGCAGUUUACUGUAGUUCCCACGCAGCCAUCGUCCCAGGUUCCACAGGAACCUUAUCCAAAUGAUACCCAUUAA
Trypanosoma rangeli is the source of this 1014-nucleotide messenger RNA. RefSeq names its product putative palmitoyl acyltransferase 11. The coding region runs from base 1 to 1014 and encodes 337 amino acids. The record is from RefSeq and is a predicted model, not a curated record. Gene Ontology annotation, molecular function: protein-cysteine S-palmitoyltransferase activity. Lineage: Eukaryota; Euglenozoa; Kinetoplastea; Trypanosomatida; Trypanosomatidae. The transcript has a single exon. Gene Ontology annotation, cellular component: Golgi apparatus; endoplasmic reticulum. Gene Ontology annotation, biological process: peptidyl-L-cysteine S-palmitoylation; protein targeting to membrane.